AUGGGCAAGCAAGUCAACCUCUACUCCUUCCCCAGCGUCGACACGCUCGCGACCGCCCUGCGCUCCUACCUGAUCUCGUGUCAGGAGGCCGGCCUCGAGCGGCACGGCGUCUUCAAGGUCGGCGUCUCGGGCGGCUCGCUGCCCAAGACGCUCGCGCAAGCGCUCCUGGCCCCGGCCAAGGACGAGUCCGACAAGGUCAAGUGGGAGAGCUGGGAGAUCUUCUUCGCGGACGAGCGCGCCGUCCCGCUCGACCACGAGGACUCCAACUACGCGCUGCUCAAGAAGGAGCUGCUCGACAAGCUGCCCCAGGGAACCCCGCAACCGACGGUGCACACCAUCGACGAAUCGGUCCUCGACGACACGCAGGAGCUGGCGGACCGGUACGAGCAGACGCUCGUCCGCUCUUUUGCUUCCCGCGACUCGGUCAAGCUGCCCAUCUUCGAUUUGCUGUUGCUGGGCUGCGGGCCCGAUGGACACACCUGCUCCCUGUUCCCCGGACACGAGCUGCUGCGCGAGACCGAGGCCUGGGUCAGCCCCAUUGAGGACUCGCCCAAGCCGCCCCCGCGCCGCAUCACCCUCACCCUUCCCGUUGUGACGCACGCGGUGCGCGUCGCGUUCGUGGCCACGGGCGGCGGCAAGAAGGAGAUCAUGAAGGAUAUCUUUGAGGAGGGCAAGGGCUUGCCGUGCGCGCUGGUGAACGAGGCGACGGGCGAGAGGUGCAGUUGGUUUGUCGACAACGCGGCGGUCGAGGGAGUGAGCUACCCCAAGAGGCCUUUCAGCCUAUAG
Molecule: messenger RNA, 786 nt
Organism: Neurospora tetraspora
Lineage: Eukaryota; Fungi; Ascomycota; Sordariomycetes; Sordariales; Sordariaceae
Exons: 1
Coding region: 1-786 (261 amino acids)
Biological process (GO): pentose-phosphate shunt; carbohydrate metabolic process
Molecular function (GO): 6-phosphogluconolactonase activity
Source: RefSeq, a predicted model, not a curated record